Messenger RNA from Trichoderma harzianum CBS 226.95, 1500 nucleotides. RefSeq lists its product as hypothetical. Gene Ontology annotation, cellular component: cytosol. The coding region runs from base 1 to 1500 and encodes 499 amino acids. The transcript is spliced from 2 exons. Gene Ontology annotation, molecular function: pyridoxal phosphate binding; transaminase activity. NCBI's taxonomy places the organism in Eukaryota, Fungi, Ascomycota, Sordariomycetes, Hypocreales, Hypocreaceae. The record is from RefSeq and is a predicted model, not a curated record.
AUGACGUUAGAAGAGACACCAUAUGUCCUAUCUCUUCCAUCACCGCAAAAUCUGAAGCAGACAGCGACGACUACCUCCUCCUCCCCUGUUGACGACGGAGACGCCCCUGCCUUGCUCCAUCGAUCACUAGUUACUCGCCCUCAUUUGGUUGAUCAUGCCGAUGGCAGUUACCUCUAUCUCGCCGAUGGCCGCCCUAUUCUCGAUGCCUGUGGAGGAGCAGCCGUAGCUGUUAUUGGUCAUGGCAAUGCCGAAGUAAUCGCAGCCACUGCAGCUCAGAUGCAACGAACAAGCUAUAUCCACACAGGCGCGUAUACAACAACGGCAGCUGAAGACUUAGCCAAAUUUAUUCUCGAAUGUGGCACUUAUGUCGAUGGUAAGGACAGUUGCUUCGCUCACGGCUUAACUAGGGCCUUUUUUGUCGGUAGUGGCAGUGAGGCAAACGAAUCAGCUAUGAAGAUCGCGCGGCAGUACUUCUUUGAACGGGGCGAACUACAGCGACAGCAUUACGUCUCGCGCCGACAGGCAUACCAUGGGAACACAUUUGGUUCCAUGUCCAUAUCAUCGGUUCUGGGACGCCGAGUACCUUAUGAAGACGUUCUUCUGCCGAAUGUAACAUUUGUCAAUCCCGCAUUUGAGUAUCAUUAUCGCCACAGCAAUGAGACAGAAGAGGAAUAUACAGAGCGAUUAAUCCAUGAGCUGGAGGCACAUUUCUUGGAAAUUGGACCUGAAAAGAUUAUCUCCUUCAUAGCUGAGCCGGUAGUCGGUGCAACAUCUGGCUGUGUGACCGCGCCCAAGGGUUACUUUAGUGGAGUUCGUUCUCUCUGCGACAAGUAUGGUAUCUUGCUGCAUUUUGACGAGGUUAUGUGUGGUGUGGGCCGCACGGGAUCAUAUUUCGCUUUUGAACAAGAAGAUGGUGGCGUCCUACCUGACAUCGUUACCAUUGGCAAAGGAUUGGGUGGCGGAUACGUGCCUCUUGCAGCCAUGCUAGUUAACGACAGAAUCGUCAACACUCUACGUCAAGGUACAUCUGUGUUCAACCAUGGACACACGUUCCAGGCGCAUCCGACAGCAUGUUCAUCAGCACUCGCUGUACAGAAAAUUAUCCGACGGGACGGGCUGGUAUCCAGAUGCGCUGACUUGGGCACCAAAUUUGGACAGCGUCUGCGUGCUGAGUUCGGAUGUUGCAAGUAUGUGGGCGAUGUCCGUGGCCGCGGCCUGUUCUGGGCGCUUGAGUUUGUCAAGGAUAAGAAAACGAAAACUCCAUUUGAGGCGUCAGUUGGAUUUGGGACCCAGAUCCAUCAAAUGGCGUUCGACUUGGGUGUGGCGGCAUAUCCCUGUGUGGGAACAUUGGAUGGUGUUGUUGGAGAUCAUAUUCUUCUUGCCCCACCGUUCAAUAUCUCAGACGAUGAGCUCGGCAUUAUCAUCUCGACAGUUCGGCGCGCUUAUCAUGAGGUGGAAUUACACUACGACAGUGCAAUGAGAGGAGAAGUGGCAGCCUAA